Messenger RNA from Cryptomeria japonica (Japanese cedar), 1382 nucleotides. RefSeq lists its product as uncharacterized. The transcript is spliced from 3 exons. The coding region runs from base 664 to 1005 and encodes 113 amino acids. The record is from RefSeq and is a predicted model, not a curated record. NCBI's taxonomy places the organism in Eukaryota, Viridiplantae, Streptophyta, Pinopsida, Cupressales, Cupressaceae.
AUCAAGCAAAAUGUGCGAAAUGCAAAUUAUGAAACAAGAAAGUUCGCAGGCAUGCCUGUUCGAAACCCUAGAUCUAUCUCGGCUCUAGCUUGCGAUACGAAGGCAAAUGCAUCUUCGCAUAGGUUUGAAGUGCUUUCCUCCCCUCCGCCAUGUGCUAAUGGAGCUAACCGCAUUCAAGUGAACUGGAAAAAAUAGACAUAAGGAAUGGGCACUCUCGACCCUUCUAGGGUUCCGAGAUCCCCGUCGUCCAAAACAAAAUUUUUAACAGGGCCUCCACCUGCGGAUAGGUCUAUUGGAUGGUCUUGGGGGCAAGGGAACCCUAAACCUUCAAAAUUUACUUCUAUUUCAGCCUCUCGAGAGGAAAAGGGUUGGCAGGUUGUGCAGGGUCAAAGGUGGCCUAGGGCAAGGAAGGAGUUGACUCCACACAACUCCCUUCAAAAUCUCGCCACUGGUGCUAACAGAAUACCAUUAGAACCCCGACCUAGGGCUUCCCGACCUUCGAGUCUCCCCCAUCUGCCAGCAACACUCAACCCUUCUGUGUGGCCACAACAUACUCUGGCCUAGGUCUGCGAUACUCAAAAGGUCAAUAAUAACAUCGCUUCCACUAAGAAAGAAUCUCUCGUUCGAAUCUCCACAUAAAAUCAAAGAUCGAAUUUGGAUCCUAUGGCAGAUAUGGAGUGUGAUACCCUAAUCAUUAGUGAUAGUUGUACCAAUGGACAAUGGGAAAAGUGCAAAAACAAGGGUCUAUUCGGAAAACGCUGUGGAUUUGGCUCCGCCACAAACAACAUCAUUCAAUGGAUUAAAGCCUCUUUCGGGAGCCAGGUGGCUAUCUUUAAAGCUCAAUACUCUCAUAUCAGUGGCCAACAAACUGAAGACUUUAAUAUUGUUCAUCUCUACACUUCAGGAAUAAGUGAGAUGCUGCAAAGGCGGUUAUUGUGUCGCAUCAUAAAGGUAGUUGAAGAUAUUCAAGAGGCGGUUAAAUAUUCAAAACAACGGAGAGAAUAAUGGGCAUAAGAAGCGGCAAAGGAAUAGCAGGGCGCGCCAGACUCAUUUAUGUUUGUCUUUAGCAAACAUCAAUCUUGUAACACCGCCAUGCUAUAUUCUUGGCUGCGGUUUAGCAGAGAUCCACAUUUCCAGUGGAUUAACUCCUUCUGUUUUUUGUCAUAAAUGUUUUCCGCCUCAUUUCAUCAGCGUGGCCUAGGUUGUAGGAAGUUGUUAUAGUUUUCUUUUAAAUAAGAGCAUGCGCCUCUUCUCAGAGGUUAGAGAUAGGAGGAUUAGAAAUAAAGUUGUAGAGUAUUUUUAGAAUUAAAAGCAUUUUCUUUCAUUCUAUGUGUUGUUUCGACCAUUGAAGAACAAUGAAUAAAAUGAUGCUUUUAUGAUUA